Ananas comosus (pineapple) is the source of this 1650-nucleotide messenger RNA. Its product is annotated as mitogen-activated protein kinase kinase 1-like. The transcript has 10 exons. Gene Ontology annotation, molecular function: ATP binding; MAP kinase kinase activity. Gene Ontology annotation, biological process: protein phosphorylation; MAPK cascade. The record is from RefSeq and is a predicted model, not a curated record. NCBI's taxonomy places the organism in Eukaryota, Viridiplantae, Streptophyta, Magnoliopsida, Poales, Bromeliaceae. Bases 159 to 1265 code for a protein of 368 amino acids.
UGCUAGUCGUCGCCUUUGUCCAAUGGAAACAGCAGUAAGUCGCCGCACGCACUUCCUCUCUUUUCCUUCUUCGUCCUCUUCCUCUUCCUCUCACUCUCUCUCGCGCGCACGCCAAACAACGCAUUCGAUCUAUCUCGAAACCCUAGUUUCCGAAGAUCAUGAAGAAGAACCCGAAGCAGCUCACCCUCGCCGUUCCCGAUCAAGCGAUCCCCCUCGGCGAUUUCCUAACAGAGAGUGGGACAUUCCUGGAUGGGAAUAUGCGAGUGAAUAAGAAUGGAUUGCAAUUAAUUUCGCAAGAGAAUGUAACUCGGCCGAUGGAUGUUAAAGGAUUGGACUUGCAGUUCUGUUUGGAAGACCUUGAGACUGUCAAAAUCAUCGGACACGGAAGUGGAGCAGCUGUUAAACUUGCUCGUCGCAAAGAUACCGGAGCAUUAUUCGCUGUAAAGGGGAUCCAUCUGAAUUUUGACGAGAAAGUUCGUAAACAAAUAGUGCAGGAGCUGAGAAUAAAUCAAACAGCGAAGUGCCCUUACAUCGUGUCUUGGUACCAAUCCUUUUACCACGACGGUAUUAUCUCUCUUGUUUUAGAGUACAUGGAUCGCGGAUCUCUUUCAUGUAUACUUAAACAACUCCGCAAAAUAAAUGAGCCAGAAUUGUCUAUUAUUUGCAAGCAGGUGUUGAGAGGACUCGUCUAUCUCCACAACGAAAGGCGCAUAAUUCAUAGGGAUAUAAAACCAUCCAAUCUGUUGGUUAAUAAGAGAGGCGAAGUGAAGAUAGCGGACUUUGGUGUGAGCGCAAUGCUUGCGAGAUCUAAAGAAGAGCGAAUUACUGUCACAGGAACGUGCAAUUACAUGUCGCCUGAGCGCAUCAGUAAUGCAAAAUACGGUUAUAAAAGUGAUAUAUGGAGUCUAGGCUUGGUUAUACUUGAGUGCGCCAUUGGCCGCUUUCCCUAUGUACCUUCCGAGGAAGAAGGUUGGUCUAACAUCUACGAACUGCUUGAAACUAUCGUCAAUCAACCGCCGCCUUCUGCAACUGAUGAAUUCUCGCCCGAAUUCCGCUCAUUUAUAUCAUCCUGCCUACAAAAGGAUCCAAAGAGAAGAAUGUCAUCUUUGCAACUUCUGGGCCAUCCGUUCAUCGAAAAGUACAAUGAAGAAAGCAUCGAUCUUCAAAGUCUUGUCAGCGACCUACAAUCUCCGAAUAAUACAGGGGACCGUAAAUGUAACAUAGCCUUUCGAGCUUCUGAUAUAACUAUUCAUCAGAUAGCAUAGCAGCAAAUGAGCCAUACUCAUUCGCAUUUUCACUCCGGUGAUCAUUACCUGCCUAUCGAAGUUUACGUGGCCAAUAUUUUGUAGCAGUUCAUACUUGUAUGCUAGAGAAACAUCGAUGAAGCAAGAAAGAAGGAAAGAAAAGUAGGAGAAAAGGAAGAGGAAAGUAAGUAAAGAAAUAUGAAGAACAAUGCAGGGAUUGAGAAAAAAAGUAGUAGGAUACAUAAGAAUUUGGAAUUAACUGCCUAAAAUAGUAAAGCGGAAAUGACAAAUGUUGUGUAUCUUGAGAAUUUCUUUAUCAUUAUUAUUUUUAAUGGGCUGAGCCCAUAUGUUCAUAUGUUAUGUUGGACUCUGAAAUGCUAGCAACAAUUCAAAAAAUAUCUAUCAA